CUUCUUCGUAACCCAAACCCAUUCAUUGCGCAUGGCUAUCCAAGCGCCACCUCACGGGCGACCGACGGGGCCACGCACGCGACAGUCACACAGCGCGCGUCCAAUGGCUGCGUCCCUCCGCUCGCCGCCCCCGGUCCCCGCCGCCUUCCGCCGCUCCGGCGCCUCCUCCUCGCCAUCGUCGUCGUCCGCCCCCAAGGCGAGGUUCGUCGCCCGCCGCUCCGAGUCCGUUUCCGUCCAGCAGCUAGCCAGCCCCCUCGCGGAGUACGUGAGCUUUCCAGCGAGCCAGUACUCGGUGCGUAAAGGCGGCCUCGUCUGCCCCGUUCCUUUGCGUCCAUGGCGUGGGGAGGGCAGCCGCGGCCGGCGGCGAUAUGGAGGUCGGCGAGCGACCGGACGCGCCGAGGAGCCAAUGUCACCUCCCGCCGCGGCGCCCCCCGCGCAGCCGACAGGCGCCUCGGCCGGCAAGGCAGUCGUCCCGGACGACGAGUUCUCCCUCGCCAAGGUGUCCUUCGGUGUCAUCGGGCUGGGGGUUGGGAUCUCACUCCUGUCGUACGGAUUCGGGUCAUAUUUCAACCUGCUUCCCGGCUCGGAGUGGUCAGCUCUGCUGCUCACCUACGGGUUUCCUCUCACAAUCAUUGGCAUGGCCUUGAAGUACGCAGAACUGAAACCAGUGCCCUGCACAACCUAUGCUGAUGCUUUUGCUCUAAGAGAAAAGUGUGCCACCCCUAUUCUGAAGCAGGUUAGGAGUGAUGUUACACGUUAUAGAUAUGGUGAUGAGCAACAUCUGGAUGAAGCACUACAGAGAAUCUUUCAAUAUGGUUUGGGUGGUGGCGUUCCUAGACGUAAUGCACCUAUAUUACAAAAUAUCCGAGAAGAAGUAACUGAAGAUGGGAAAUACAGUUUAGUACUCGUAUUUGAAGCCAAAGCAUUGGAGCUGUCUGAUUUUGAGAAGAGACAGGCAAAAUUCACCUCCUUUUUUGGUCCUGGGAUUAAGGCGGAAAUUGGAAAAGGUGGCGAUGAUCUAUAUGAAGUUCGUCUUAUCUCAGAGACUACAUAGAAACAAACUUUGGGGAUUUUCGCUAAUACAAAACUAAGAGAAUUUCUUCUUUUUCUUUGAUCCACUGAUUUUGCAUAUACGAUGUUAAUAGUGUCAGAUUUUACCCUUCCCUUUUGUUUUGGCUUCUGAGCUUUGAUAUCUAUUGGCUGUUGUAACAUAGAUGUAAAUGGACUUUUACGAAUUGGGAACACUAUCCAUAUAUUUGAAAGGUAUCUUUUUUUUUUGCA
Molecule: messenger RNA, 1281 nt
Organism: Panicum hallii
Lineage: Eukaryota; Viridiplantae; Streptophyta; Magnoliopsida; Poales; Poaceae
Product: thylakoid membrane protein slr0575-like
Exons: 10
Coding region: 32-1054 (340 amino acids)
Source: RefSeq, a predicted model, not a curated record